This is a messenger RNA of Panicum hallii, 823 nucleotides long. RefSeq names its product DNA-directed RNA polymerases II, IV and V subunit 9B-like. The record is from RefSeq and is a predicted model, not a curated record. Gene Ontology annotation, biological process: DNA-templated transcription; maintenance of transcriptional fidelity during transcription elongation by RNA polymerase II; transcription initiation at RNA polymerase II promoter. Gene Ontology annotation, cellular component: RNA polymerase II, core complex. The coding region runs from base 267 to 611 and encodes 114 amino acids. NCBI's taxonomy places the organism in Eukaryota, Viridiplantae, Streptophyta, Magnoliopsida, Poales, Poaceae. The transcript is spliced from 5 exons. Gene Ontology annotation, molecular function: zinc ion binding; DNA-directed RNA polymerase activity; nucleic acid binding.
AGAAUAAAAUAAGCGUGACCCCGGGGUCCGAAGCGGCGACGGAACAAAAGCCGCACCUGACACCUGUCACCGUGACCAACUCCUGUUCCCGUGGCGGUGCCCCCGGUUAGCCCUUCUCCCGUUCGCCGCCACCGCCCCGCUCCUCCGACCGCCCGCCCGCCUCUCCGGUUCCCUCGCCGGCGAGGCCCCUGCUCCUCUCUCUCCGCCCCGACAAGCGAUCCACGAGUUGGAGUUCAGGGAUUCAAGAAGACGCUACUUCUGCAAGCAUGAGUACCAUGAAGUUUUGCCGCGAGUGCAACAACAUCCUGUACCCCAAGGAGGACAGGGACAGGCGCACCCUCUUCUUUGCAUGUCGCAACUGUGAGCACCAGGAGGUCUCUGACAAUAACUGCGUCUAUCGGAACGAGGUGCACCACACUGCUGGGGAGCGAACACAGGUCUUGCAGGAUGUAGCUUCUGACCCAACUCUUCCCAGAACCAAGACCGUCCGCUGCGCUCUCUGUGGGCACGGAGAGGCUGUUUUCUUCCAGGCUACGGCAAGAGGGGAGGAGGGGAUGACCCUGUUUUUUGUGUGCUGCAGCCCUGAUUGUGGUCACCGGUGGAGGGAAUGAUGUGCAGAUUACCUAUCCGUGCCCUUAAUGUAGCAUGCUCUGGAACUUCUAAUCACUAUCCCGUUAGAGCUUGAAACUGAACUUGUAGAACUUGAUCUGUGAUUUUCUUGGAACUUACUAGUCUUCACUUAUCCUAGGGAUAAUGAGAGAAUGCUUGUCCAGUAUUACUUCUAUGUGAUAUGUAGCUGCACGGCAUGGUUGCAUUUGCUUGA